Malassezia vespertilionis is the source of this 456-nucleotide messenger RNA. RefSeq lists its product as uncharacterized. Bases 1 to 456 code for a protein of 151 amino acids. The transcript has a single exon. Lineage: Eukaryota; Fungi; Basidiomycota; Malasseziomycetes; Malasseziales; Malasseziaceae. The record is from RefSeq and is a predicted model, not a curated record.
AUGCCCGACUCUCCUGCUUUGUCUGAUCCCGGUACUUGCACUGUGCAGCUAACGUCGGAUGCAUUGAUCGACGAGUUCAAGCGACAAGGCCACUUUGAUCAAGCACGCAAACAAUUGUUUCAAAACUUUCAGCAAAGUGCGCAUCAUGCCGCAUUUUUAGAGCAGUCAGAGGCGUGUAUGAUGCAGUACGUUGAUAAAGAGGCUGAUCGCCUUGUAUACCGCGACGCGCGGCUUCGGCACGGUGAAUUGAUGCGCGCAUUGGAGCAGUUGCCGCUUUUUACCGAGCUCGUGGAAUCCUUGUCAAAGCAAACGCACGACAUGGGCACGGAUGUGCCCAAGGAGGCGAUGCUUGGUGCGCAGGGCCAGAUUGCACAGCAGAUGCGCUCGCAGCUUGCGCAAAUGAUUUUUGCACAGUCUUCCGGAAACGAACAGGUACCAUCGAACGACCUUACAUAG